Molecule: messenger RNA, 3359 nt
Organism: Pteropus alecto (black flying fox)
Lineage: Eukaryota; Metazoa; Chordata; Mammalia; Chiroptera; Pteropodidae
Gene: KIFC2
Product: kinesin family member C2
Exons: 18
Coding region: 329-2686 (785 amino acids)
Biological process (GO): microtubule-based movement
Molecular function (GO): ATP binding; microtubule motor activity; microtubule binding
Source: RefSeq, a predicted model, not a curated record
CUGACAGUUCUAAGGGCGAGAGCCGUGGGGGCCUCCGCGGAAGGCUGGGAGGAAUUCCGAGAAAAGGGUGUUCGGGCGCCGUAGACGAUCUCAGCCCGAGGUCUCCGAGAAGCGGGGGUGGAGGCACGGGACAGGCGCCCGGGUGCGGCCCGGGGACACCUGUCUCUGCUAUCUCUAUCCUCCGGCGCGCGCCCUCCGCCCGCAGGAGCUGGGCCGCGGGGGCGGAUGCCCAGAGCAUGCGCACCGGCUCUGCUGCGGGCGGGCGCCGAGUCCGGGUGCGGGAACCCGGGGCGGCGCGAAGCUGGGCCGACUGCCGCCCCGCGUGCCCAUGUACGCCUUCUACUCUCUGCUCAUCUACAUCUUCUACAGCCUCUUCCGCAGGGAUGGCGGGGCCGCGGCGGCCGCCGACCCCAGGGACCCCGCCCAGAGUGCCCGCUGCAAGACGGGGGGUCGCCGGCGCGCCCCUGACCAGUCCGCCGCGGAACUGUGGACUGAGUUGACCGGCUUGGUUGGCUGCUCUGAGUCUGAGGAUGGGUCGGGACGCGGAGCGGAGGGCGGCGCGGCCGAGGUCUCCCUGGAAGAGGCUCUUGUGCGUCUUGCGGAGUUUCUCUCCGUCCAGCUGGGGGCGGAAGAGAGCUGCGAGUACCCUCUGGAUCUGAGCAAGCCUGGUGAUGUUCCCCCGCUGUUGACCAUGACUGGUCAGCUCUUGGCCCUCUUGGCGUGGAUUCGGAUCCCAAGGGGGAGGCAGGGCCCACCCCAGGGAAUUCAGCCAGCCUCGGGUGCGCAGGCCCCCACUCCAGCUGGACCCACAUCCCUAGAAGAAAGCCCUUCCCUUUCACUGAGAGGCGAGGCCCAGGGGCAGCAGCCGCCCCAAUUGGAGGAGGACCAGAGGGCUUGGCAGCGGCUGGAGCAGCUCAUCCUUGGGCAGCUGGAAGAGCUGAGGCAGCAGCUUGAGCUGCAGGAGUUGGAGCUGGGCCGACUGCGCCUGGGAGUGGGAGCGACAGACUCCGAGAAGAGGGUUCAGCGUCUAACCCUGGAGAAUGAGGCCUUGAAACAGAGCCUGACCCUCACUCAGAACCUCUUGAGGCACUGGGGUCCCAGCCCCCCUGCCAGGGCUCCCCAGGAGGAGGCAGAGGCACUGGUGGCGCUCCAGGGCCAGCUUCAAGAGGCCCAGGACACCACAGAAGCUCUCCGAGUCCAGCUGGGGGUGCAGGAGGUGCAGCUGCAGGGCCUUCGGGGGGCCCUCCGGCAGCUCCAGCAGGAAACUGAGCAGAACUGCCGAAGGGAGCUGCGGCAGGUGCACGGGCAGCUGGCAGGACUUCGGGCACACAUGGCCAGCCUGCGUCGGGGCUGUGGGGACCUCCGAGGCCUGGUCAGCACCUUUACCCAGAGCUGUCAGGGUUCACUGAGCGAGGCCCGGGGCCAGGUAUCCUGGGCCCUGGGGGCACUGUCAGCCAGUGGAGCUGGAACGCAGCUCCCCCAGGAGCAGCAGGGGCCCCCAAGUGGAUGCCCAGGGCGGCUGCUGGAGCUCAAGGGAAAUAUCCGUGUGCUGUGUCGGCUGAGGCCAGGGACACCCUCCAGCCUGGUGAGCUCGGAGCCCGGCCCGGGCGGCACUGUCACCACCUGCUAUCGAGGGCACCAGCACCGCUUCCGCCUGGACUGGGUCUUUCCUCCAGAUGCUAGCCAGGAGGAGGUCUUCAGGGAGCUGGAGCCCACUGUGCUGUCCUGUCUCCGAGGCUACAGUGUCUGCAUUUUCACCUAUGGUCAGACGGGGACCGGGAAGACCUACAGCAUGGAGGGCCCACCUGAGGACCCUGGCAUAGCUCCUAGGGCACUGCAGUCACUGUUCCGGGAGAUGAGGACAGGAGGGCAGCACCGUGUGACGCUCAGCAUGGUGGAGAUCUACAACGAGGCUGUCAGGGACCUCCUAGCCCCAGGGCCUCCCGAGCGUCUGGCUGUGAGGCAGGGCCCAGCAAGCCAGGGAGGAAUCCAGGUGGCUGGCCUCACCUACUGGGACGUGCCCGACCUGGAGACGCUGCACCAGAUGCUGAGCUUGGGGAGGAGCAACCGGGCUACCGCCGCCACCGCCAUGAACCAGCACAGCUCGCGCUCACACGCACUGGUCACGCUGACGCUGCGCGCGGCGUCCCCUCUGCGCGGCUCAGGCACCGCAGGCACGCUGCACCUGGUGGACCUGGCUGGAUCCGAGCGUGCCUGGAAGGCGGGGGCGGUCUGCUCGGCGCGGGGAGACCCUGACAGCGCCCAGCGUCUGCGGGAGGCCCGGACCAUCAACCGCUCGCUGCUGGCACUGGGAGGCGUAAUGGCCGCGCUGCGAGCCCGCCGACCACACGUGCCCUUCCGCGAUUCGCAGCUCACGCGCCUGCUGCAGCCCGCGCUCGGCCCUGGCGCCACCGCGGUGCUACUGCUGCAGAUCUCCACGCGGCCUGAGGACCUCGGCGAGACCGUGUGCUCACUCAAGUUCGCCGAGCGAGUGGGCCAAGUGGAGUUGGGGCCGGCCCAGCGCCGUAGGGCCCCGCGUUCCGGGACGCCCUCCUCCCUCAGCACCGAUACACCACUCACCGGGACCCCCUGUACCCCCACACCGUCCCCAGGCAGCCCGCCAAGCCCCGGCCCUGACAGCGGCUCCAGCUCGGCCCUCGCCCCGCCAGAGGACCUGCCCUCUUAGUCCUGCCCAAGGAAUCUGGGGUGGCGCCUCUGCCGGCAGAGGCAACAAAAUCCUUGAACACCCACAACCUCUUUGACCUCUGGGGCUCAUUACCCGCCCCGCUACCCCCACACACACUGCGAGGAAGAGUGCUCCGCCAGGGGGAACAAUUGCCUGCCCCCUGGGCCAGGCCCUCGGCUCUCUCCUUAUCACCAUUUGCUGUUAUCACAGCACAGCAGGGGAUCCCAGAGCUGCCCAGUCACCACCCCCCGCCACCAAAAAUCAGACUUGGCAUUAAAAUGUCGUCCGUUCCUUUACUGUACUCUUCCCCACUACCACCACCGAACCAGGUAUGGUACUCGUUCCCUAUGCCCUUUCCCCAAAAAGGUGCUACCUCCUUCCGAGACAGCUGAGGGAGGCUCGGACUUCUGGCUGGAGCAGCCAUGAGGUUUUCCCUCCCCCAGCCCAGAGCCAGGGGAGGGGAGGUGACAGAUGGUGAUGGAUGGAUGGGUAGACAGAGGGCCAGAGAAGGUGGGACCAGGAAGGGGACAGGAAGGGCUACUCUAAGUGGAGCCUGCUCCUCCCAGCCUUGCCUCCAGGGUAGGAGAGGCAUGACUGACCCUCAGGGCCAGGGUGGUGCCCACCUGGACAGCAGCCCUUUGUGGGGUAGGCUAAUAAACGUUGCGGACUCUCA